Messenger RNA from Vanrija pseudolonga, 882 nucleotides. RefSeq lists its product with no specific name. Lineage: Eukaryota; Fungi; Basidiomycota; Tremellomycetes; Trichosporonales; Trichosporonaceae. Gene Ontology annotation, molecular function: acetylpyruvate hydrolase activity. The transcript has 6 exons. The record is from RefSeq and is a predicted model, not a curated record. The coding region runs from base 1 to 882 and encodes 293 amino acids.
AUGGCUAUUGAACUCCAGCACCCCGAGGCCCUUGCCACUCCUUCCCCUCAGUGGCCUUGGCGUCGUCUCAUCCGCUUCGUGACCGAGGACGGCCGCGAGGUCCUUGGCGAGCCAGUCGACGGCAACGUGGACAUCGGCCUCGCUGUCGCCAAAGGAGCUGCUCUCCAGGCAGAAAUCCUCGACGCCAAGUCGCCGUGGGACCUUGAUGCCCGCCGUACUGGUGAAAUUGCCGUGGUCAAGCAGCUCCUCUCGCCCCUCACGGCCGAGCAGGUCGGCACUAUCCGGGCCACGGGCCUCAACUACACCGACCACGCGCGCGAACUCGGCCUGGCCCUGCCUUCGGUCCCCGCCCUCUUCUUCAAGCCGUCGGCUGCGCUCGCCAACCCCGGUGACGAGAUUCCAGUGCCCACCAUGGCGCAGGACGACGAGAUGGACUACGAAGUCGAGCUGGCCAUUGUGAUCGGCCGUGCGGCACGGAAUGUGACGGCAAAGAACGCCCUUGACUACGUCUUGGGCUGGACUUGUGCCAACGACCUGACUGCACGCAAGCUGCAGGAGCAGUCGACACAGUGGGGCUUCUGCAAAGGCUUUGACAAGUUCUGCCCCAUCGGCCCGUGCAUCGUCUCAACGACGGCUUUGCCCGACCCGCGUGAUGUGUCGCUUCACACAUACCUCAACGGGGAGGAGGUGCAGUCGGGCUCCGCCAAGAACAUGAUUUGGCACGUCUCAGAAAUCGUUGAGUACGUCUCGAGAGGUACUACGCUUCAGCCCGGAACCGUCAUUCUCACCGGAACUCCUCCCGGUAUCGGCCAUUCCCGUGGACUGUGGCUUCGCGACGGCGAUGAAGUGCGCUGCUCCAUCUCUGGUGGCAUUGGUGAGUAG